AUUGAAUCAGAGAGCAAAUCCAGGGGAUGCGUUUGUUUGUUCAUUUUCCAAAAGAUCGCAGAAACUAAAUUCCAGUGUCAGGAAGACGAGAAGGACUGAAGGAGAAACAACGACAGUUUCACAAAUUUUUUAAAAAGUAGAACCGGAAGAGCAAAAACAAACACCACUCUCAGUAAAGUAAUAAUUGUUUUCCACCUUUAUUUAUUCACUUACUUAUUGCUGGCUACCAGAGAGGAAACAGUACUCCAUUGCAUUCUCUCCCUUUCUGCUCGCUCUGCAUAAUAUAACCAAACCACAAAUCUCCCCUCUCCCUCUCCCUCUCCCUUCUUCUUCACACUCACAACGUGAAUUCCCACUCUCUUCUUCCCAACCUUCAUGUCUGUGCCCUUGGAGCAUGAUUACAUAGGCUUCUCGCCACCACCAGCAGAAGACACUUCCAUGGAGAAAACAGGGGAUAUCAAACCCAUCUCUGCUCUCACCAUGAACAUGAAAGCUACCGAGUUGAGGCUCGGGUUACCCGGGUCCCACUCCCCCCAGCGAGACGACAACGGCAGCCCGGAGCUCUGCAUCGCCCUGCCCAGCAGCAAGUCCUCUGUUUCCAGGCCCAAGAGGGGCUUCUCCUUCGCCAUCCAUGGCGGCUCCGGCAACUGGGUUUUCUCCUCACCUGACACCAAUUUUUCCUCUCCCAGAAACAACCCAUCCGCCGUUGCGAAUUCCGAGUCCGUUCAGGACGGCGGGUUGCCGAAUCAGUCGUCGCCGGCUGCGCCGGAGAAGAAGAAUGGUCAGGCUGCCGGUCCAGCUUCUAAGGCACAAGUGGUUGGAUGGCCGCCAAUUCGUUCGUUUCGGAAGAACACCAUGGCUUCCCAUCCUAGUCCGAAGAACAGUGACGUGGUGGAAGGAGGCGACCACCAUCCACAGUCUGGGGGAUCAGCAUCAUCCUCAUCAUCAGUUUGUUUGUACGUCAAGGUCAGCAUGGACGGAGCGCCGUAUCUCAGGAAAGUCGAUCUCAAGACUUAUGGCGGCUACAAGGACCUCUCUCUUGCUCUCGAAAACAUGUUCAGCUGCUUCACUAUUGGUCAAUGCGGGUCUCAUGGCGUUGGUGUGGGAGACGGAGUGAGCGAGAGCCGACUGGUAGAUAUUCUUCAUGGUUCCGAGUAUGUACUCACGUACGAAGACAAAGAUGGUGACUGGAUGCUUGUUGGUGAUGUUCCUUGGAAGAUGUUCAUCGACUCCUGUACAAGGCUGAGGAUCAUGAAGAGCUCCGACGCCAUUGGCCUAGCACCAAGAGCGUUUGAGAAAGUGCAAAAGCAGUAACUAGCUUGACUGAAUGCAGAAACCCUUAUGAAUACUGCUGCCAAUUUGGAUUUUGGUUCAUGGAUCCAAACAGAAUGAGGAUCCACACCACUUUUUUGUCUCUACUUUGGCAUAUUUAUAUAUCUUAAUAUUGAUCUAUAGUGUUUGUAUUAGUUUCAAAACUUGUUAAGUAAAACCCAAGUUUGCUUGGAUUCAGAUGUGUAUUAUUAUUUGUGCUGAUUUUCCUGGAUAUCAUCAUAAAUGUGCUCCCCCCUUCUGCCUGCAAUUAUUAUUAUUGUGUGUAAAGUUUUGUUUCUUUGCUGCAGCUAGUAGCCUCUCACACUCACUCUUCUUUGCCCUUUUCUCAUCUUUUCUUUUCCCCCAUUUUUCUGCCUUUUGUCCCUCACUGUGGGCUGUGAAAAGAAGCAAAAGGAAGUGAGAGAGGGAGGUGAAUGGGAAGGUGGAUGGUUGUUGGGGGACAAAUUCAAUUGCCAAAAGCCCACCAAAUGGGGUAUAGUCUACUCUAGUGCAGUCUAAUACUGGAGAGAGUUGAUGGAUGGAUGGAUGGAUUGAUUUGAUAGGCGGCUGCAAUGUGGUGCAGAAUUCUUUCUUUUCUUCUUCAGGAACCAAUGGAACCGAGGCAGCCAGGGUGCUGUUGUUUGUCUCAAUAUGUGAAUGGUUAAAAGGGUUGCUGUUACUGUAGACAGAGCUGUGAAUGAUUGUGGAAGUGAAAUUUCUCUGUCUGGUGGAUUCAUGAACGAUCUUUGUACAAGGGGGAAAUUGAUGUGAUGUGGAUGAAUGAGUCUUCAAUGGGGCUGUAAAUGAAAUGAAACGAGGUUUUGGCUCCAUUGUUCAGGGGAUAGGUAGGCCGAGGAGGAGUAGAAACAAAACUGGGGAGCAGGUUUUUGGGGGGCCUUUCUUUGUGGCUCAUGUCUGGUAUUGGUCGUUUGGUUAUGGUGGAGGUCUUUCAAUGGCGUGGGUGGGGGGACUAAUCAGGGGUUCAAUCUAUCCCAAAAGGAAGAUGAAGGGAUAACUCCAAUUUCUUGUCAUCGUUCUUCCACUUAAACAAAACUCAUUGAUGUUUCCUAAAGUUGGAGUGACACACAUAAUUUC
Messenger RNA from Linum tenue, 2406 nucleotides. NCBI's taxonomy places the organism in Eukaryota, Viridiplantae, Streptophyta, Magnoliopsida, Malpighiales, Linaceae. The record is from the annotation of a GenBank genome assembly.